Cyprinodon variegatus (sheepshead minnow) is the source of this 5800-nucleotide messenger RNA. It is a transcript of the gene rims1b, whose product is annotated as regulating synaptic membrane exocytosis protein 1-like. The transcript is spliced from 34 exons. Gene Ontology annotation, molecular function: small GTPase binding; transmembrane transporter binding. Gene Ontology annotation, biological process: calcium ion-regulated exocytosis of neurotransmitter; regulation of membrane potential; regulation of synaptic plasticity. Lineage: Eukaryota; Metazoa; Chordata; Actinopteri; Cyprinodontiformes; Cyprinodontidae. The record is from RefSeq and is a predicted model, not a curated record. Gene Ontology annotation, cellular component: presynaptic membrane; cytoskeleton of presynaptic active zone. Bases 528 to 5519 code for a protein of 1663 amino acids.
UGUCACGCUACACGCGUUUAAUAUCACGGCGGUGACCACCCGGUCCUCAAAUGAUUUGGCGUUCCUCCGCCAAUAAAUAAAUAAUAAUAAAAAAUAAAAAUAAAAAUCCAGAGGAAGGAGGGAUUCAUUCCCAGGAAGGCAGCAGAGAAGCACCGAGGACUCCGCCCCAAUCUCCAAGCUUCAGUCCGAAGUGGAGAAGAGAAACACCGCAGGCCUGACUGAGAGACCAAAGAAAAAGGAGGAGAAUAAAAAAAAAAAUGCAAUGCAUGCGGAGAUGUACUCGUUUCUGAAGGAGUAGAGGCGGGAGGAGGAGGGAAACACCCAGAGGGAGCAGAACACAAAAGCACAAGUGGAGGUGCCUGCAACCAUGAGCGGCUGCUUGCCUGAGCCGCGGCUGCCGCUGCCUCUCCCCCCGCGGAGCACAUCGUGAGGUGCGCCUCAGGAACCUGUCAGCCGAAACGACACGCCGAGGAGAACCAGGAGGAGGAGGAGGUGGUGGUGGAGGUGGGGCGGUGGUGGUCGAAAAGAUGUCCGCCUCGGUGGGGCCCCAGGGCGGCCCUCGCCCACCCACCGUGCCGCCGUCCAUGCCGGAUCUGCCGGACCUUAGCCACCUCACCGAGGAGGAGCGGAAGAUCAUCAUGGCAGUGAUGGCUCGCCAGAAGGAGGAGGAGGAGAAAGAACAAGCCAUGCUUAAGACACUGCACCAGCAGUUUGAGAGCUACAAACAGGAAGUACGUCGCAUCGGGGUCGAGACGCGUCAUCAGCCGACGCAGCAGAAGGAUGACGCUCCCACCUGCGGCAUUUGCCGCAAGACAAAGUUUGCUGAUGGCUGUGGUCACCUCUGCUCAUACUGCCAGACCAAAUUCUGCGCUCGCUGUGGAGGGCGGGUCUCUUUGCGCUCCAACAAUGAGGACAAAGUGGUAAUGUGGGUUUGCAACCUGUGCCGUAAGCAACAGGAGAUUCUCACCAAAUCAGGAGAAUGGUUUUCGGGGUCAGGAGUGAGGCCCGGGAGCCUGGGCAACUCCCUAAACAACCCAGCCAAAGCAGGUGAGGUUCAGCGUGACAGGAAGCUCCUCCGCUCCAGAUCCCAAGCUUCACCCUCUAGCAAAAACACAGGGCCGCUGGACGGGACACCGUCACCUGCUGGACUCCCCACUGCCAAGGCUGGGGACACCAUGCCAGGCUCUCGCUCCCAAAGCGAACCACCAAAAGAAAAAAAACGACCAGUAUCUCUCCAUGAACAAAAUGGAAGGGGGGUGAUAGGACGGGGCAGUGGUCGCAGACCUGGCAAGCUGCAGUCUCAGUCAUCCCUUGAAGAGCGUGUGAGCACUGAUGACAAAGGAGAAAGACGGUUUGGAGAGGGACGUCGGCUUGAAAAGAUCCAUUCUCAAGACUACGAGGAUGGCGGGGAGGACCUGAGACAUUCAGGGGUGAACCGCAGACGUCCGGAGGACGAAGAACAAAGGGAGAGACAACGCCGCGAGGAGGAGUUUCAGAAUCGUUAUCGGAGCGACCCCAACCUGGCGAGAUAUCCAGUGAAACCCCAAAAAGAAGAACAGGAGAUGCGAAUGCAUGCCAAGGUGUCGAAGGUACGGCACGAGCGCCGACACAGUGAUCUUGCAAUCAAUGAGGUUGGCUUAGGACCAGGUGAAGGAGGAGGUGUAGGGGGCCAUGCACCUUCAAACCGUGUUGCCAGAAGGAGUGGUGGUGGCGAAGGAGACCGCAAAGGCCUCCUUGAGAACCACAGAACCUUUCCUGGUGACAGGACCGUGGGGAUGGGAGGCGGACCUCCGCCUACAGGAGGAGGAGGAGGGAAAUCAGGGUCCCAGACCGGAGGACAAUUGCCUAAUGAUCAGGGCUCAAACAAUUCCCGCCCGGAGUCUGGCACAACUAGGGACAAAAGUGGGGAACACCUGCUAAGGAAAGUCUCACAGAGUUUAGACCAGUCUGACUCUUUGCGGCCACCCCCUCCCCGGUCAUACCAAGGCAAGCGAGGAAUUAACAAGAGGCAGAUGUCCAUCAGUAGCUCAGAGGAGGAGGGUGGGUCCACUCCUGAGUACACCAGUUGCGAGGACGUGGACAUGGAAAGCGUCAGCGAGAAAGGGGACUUGGACUGUCACCCUUUAGAUCCUACAGUGUGGCAUCACCCAGUUACAUGGCAGCCGUCCAAAGAGGGUGACCACCUGAUUGGGCGCAUCACUUUAAGCAAGCGGUCGGCCGUGCCCCGAGAGGCUGGUUCCCUGCUGGGUCUAAAAGUUGUUGGGGGAAAGAUCACAGAGUCUGGAAGACUUGGGGCCUUCAUCACCAAAGUCAAAAAAGGCAGCCUAGCAGAUGUUGUGGGGCAUCUACGUGCAGGUGAUGAAGUCUUACAGUGGAAUGGGAAGUCAUUGCCAGGGGCAACCAAGAAAGAAGUGUACAACAUCAUUCUUGAAUCCAAAGCUGAACCUCAAGUGGAGAUCGUAGUUUCAAGGCCAAUAGGAGACAUUCCAAGAAUCCCAGGGUCCCCUCACCCUCCACUAGAAUCCACUGGCUCGAGCUCCUUUGAGUCACAGAUGAUGGAUCGUCCCUCUAUAUCGGUGAUGUCACCUACCAGCCCUGGCACCCUUCGAGAGCUUCCUCUUGUGCUACCUGGACAGCUCUCUGUGAAGCUGUGGUACGACAAAGUGGGUCACCAGUUGAUUGUCAACGUCCUUCAAGCCAUAGACCUGCCACCUCGACCAGACGGCCGACCUCGGAACCCGUAUGUCAAAAUGUAUUUCCUACCUGACAGGAGUGACAAAAGUAAACGACGGACAAAAACAGUGAAGAAGAGCUCAGAGCCAAAGUGGAACCAAACUUUCAUAUAUUCCCAUGUCCACCGGCGGGACUUUAGAGAGCGCAUGCUGGAGAUCACCGUAUGGGAUCAGCCCCGAGUGCAGGAGGAAGAAAGCGAAUUUCUAGGCGAGAUCCUUAUAGAGCUUGAGACGGCCUUAUUGGACGACACGGCUCACUGGUAUAAACUCCAGACUCAUGAUGUGUCCUCCAUACCUCUGCCUCAGCCCUCUCCAUAUCUUCCACGCCGACAUGUCCAUGGGGACAGUCCGAGCAAGAAGUUACAAAGGUCUCAUCGCAUCAUUGAUACAGAGUUUGAUGAUGGUUUGAUAGGUGGGACUAAAGGUGGAGAGCGUAACUCCCGUGAGAGAGAUAGAAGUAGUACAUUGGCUGUCCCGGAGCAGCAGCGCCCCAUCCAGCACCGCUCCCGAUCAGUGUCUCCUCACAGGGAGGACUCCUGCAGGGCUCGAUCUCGGCCGCCACAUGUGCCCAUGCAAAGGAGUUUGGAUGAGAUUCACCAUAACCGCCACCACUCCCAUUCCCCGUCCCAUUACCACGAGUCUUCCCUGGAGCACCAGCGCUCCGGCGACUCAGAUUAUGAGUAUUCAGAGGACAGCGAGGUCCUGGAGAUGCACAGAUCAAUACGAGGCGGGAGUGCUGAGUGCCUGCACACCAACAGGACGAUAGGUAGAUACAGCACCCUCCCCCCCAAAAUGCCCCUUUUAGUAAAUGGUAUCCAUAAAGACAUUUACAGCUCAACCCUCCCUGCAUGCCUAAAGAGUAAACCAUAUACCAGGCAGGAGAGGGGCGGCACCUUGCCUCGUAGCAUCCUCACACACCGUGUGCUCAGGUUCACAGACGAGGUCACGGUUAGCGACCUGCAGCCAUCCCUGGACAGAGUAAGGAGUGCCAGCACCACAUGUCUAAGACCAGACACCAACUUUCACUCCUCUGACAGAAACAGCUCCUCCUCCACCUCCUCCUCCUGCCCCUCUACGUGUUCCAAUUCUUUGCCCCACAGGACUUCCCCAAACCCCAGGAUCUUAGUAGAACAUGUGGCCCCAGAGGAAGAGAGGGAAAGUAUUAAUUCAUCAAAUCUAAACUGUCCAUGGGGUAGCAGAAAAAGUCUAGAUGGGGAUAGUCGAAUUCAGCCAACCUCUAUCCUGAGGGGCAGUAGAGGGAGAGGGGGGCCCCUAAAGCCCUUUGUAAAGACAGUGCUGUCAGGUUCCUGUCCUAACUCACCACGAACGGACAGAGCAUACCGACAUGGCAGCACUUCUCCUCAAACAGCGAUGUCCAGUCGAAGAGGUCGGCAGCUUCCACAGCUCCCUAUGAAGAGCAGCAGCAUAGAGCAUGCCCUAGCAGUAGAGGAGCGAGCCCGACAGCUGCCAAUGAAAGUACAUUCCUAUCGGCCUUCAGCCUCCCACGAUCCUCAAACAGACGUCCAGACCAAGCGGGAGAUGUACGCAGAGCAGAGGCGCAGUAGUGACAACAUGUCUGCCAGAUCUUCUGACAGUGACAUGAGCGACGUGUCUGCCCUCUCCCGUGCCAGCAGUGCCUCUCGCCUCAGUAGCACCAGUUAUAUGUCCAUACAAUCAGAGCGACCUGGGGGACGGCUCAGAUCCAAGUCUUUAGAGGAAGACAAGAAGGAAAGAAGAAUCUCAUGGGAGGUAAACGGAGAGGAGGAGAGAAAGAGGGAAGCUGGAAAGAGGCGCUUCUCUCAGGAGUUAAAGCGCAGGAGACACACUGUAGCAGGAGACACAGAGGAGUCCAGUCGACAGAUGCGAUCAAUGGGCCGGAACAUGAUGAAGAGCUCCAGUGUGAGUGGUGAGAUCUACACGCAGGAACGCACAGAUGGCAGCCAAUCGGACACAGCGCUGGGCACAGUAGGGGGUGGCAGCAAAAAGAGACGCUCCAGCAUCAGCGCUCGUGUAGUGGCAAUCGUCGGCAAACACCGCAGCCGCAGCACCUCACAGAUCAGUGGUCCAGAGGGGAAGACUAAAAGGGAAAAGGGAGCCCCCAUCCAGAGGAGCACGGAGACCGGCAUGGCUGUGGAGCUGUCCAGGAACAUGAGCCGGCAGCCCAGCAGAGAAUCAAACAAUGGCAGCAUGAACAGCUGCAACUCUGAGGGAAACUUGAUCUUUUCUGGAGUCAAUCUGGGUGCCAGCAGCCAGUUCAGCGAUUUCUUGGAUGGACUGGGACCAGCACAGCUGGUUGGCAGGCAAACACUGGCUACUCCUGCCAUAGGUGACAUUCAGAUUUCAAUGAUAGAGAAAAAAGGCCAGCUGGAGGUGGAGGUAAUCAGAGCUCGAGGACUCGUACAAAAGCCAGGAUCCAAAUCUCUGCCUGCUCCAUAUGUCAAAGUCUACCUACUAAACAAUGGGGCAUAUGUAGCCAAAAAGAAAACCAAGAUUGCACGGAAAACACUUGACCCCCUGUACCAGCAAGCACUACUAUUUGAGGAGAGCCCCCAGGGGAAGGUCUUACAGGUUAUCGUCUGGGGAGAUUAUGGCCGAAUGGACCAUAAAAGCUUCAUGGGAGUUGCACAGAUCCUGCUGGAUGAGCUAGACUUAUCAAACACAGUCAUUGGUUGGUACAAGCUAUUCCCUCCAUCCUCCUUGGUUGAUCCAACGCUGGCAUCCUUGACACGGAGAGCUUCCCAAUCAUCUCUUGACAGCUCCCCGGGACCACCUGGGGUUCGAUCCUAGUGGACCAACAGCUCUAUUCCAUCCCUCAGGGGAAGGGGAAGAAAAACAAACGAGGAAUUAAAUGAACAAGAGAGGCACAUACAAUACAAGGCAGACACGUAGAAAAACAUCGGAAAUGGUCAUUAAGGGAAAGCUUUGUUGAAAUCUGACAAUCACUCCUUCUGCAGUUAUUUUUAUCUGUUGUAGGGAGCGUCAUAUUUCGGUCUUUCGUUUCCAUUCAAAUAACCGUCUCAUAGUCAGUCUCUUGCUCUCCAGUCAGAAUAUGACAGCUAUGAGUGAAU